This is a messenger RNA of Megalops cyprinoides (Indo-Pacific tarpon), 5303 nucleotides long. RefSeq names its product disco-interacting protein 2 homolog C-like. NCBI's taxonomy places the organism in Eukaryota, Metazoa, Chordata, Actinopteri, Elopiformes, Megalopidae. The coding region runs from base 311 to 5122 and encodes 1603 amino acids. The transcript has 39 exons. The record is from RefSeq and is a predicted model, not a curated record.
GUGACAGCUACAGAGGCAAGAGCCGCAAACAGCGCUGAGAAGCAGCGCUCCUCCUCGCCCCGCACUGACAGUCCGCAAUCGCGCUCGCACUACAGUACCGUUUCUUACCGAGGGACACAGUCGGUCAUGGCGGAGUUCAACUGAGGAAGAGAGCCAGUUCACCUACCCCCCCGUUCCUCGUCAUAACGUUUCGCUCUGCCUGCUGCUCCUCGUCCGCCGUAUGCAUUGCCGCUUUGCGGAGAAAGCACAGCGCUGAGAGUCUGGACUGCGAAACGAAGGGAGAAGCAAGAGGUGGUAAUUUAAAAACAGAAUGGCGGACCGUGAUACGUUACCCCUUCCCCUGGAGGUGAGAGCCAGACUAGCGGAGCUGGAGCUGGAGUUAUCGGAAGGUGACAUCACGCAGAAAGGCUACGAAAAGAAGCGGUCAAAGCUGCUCGGGGCCUACCUGCCACAGCCUCCAGGGGCAGAGUCUAUGGCCCAUGAGCGCAGACCCCCCCUCGCCCCCUCCUCAUCCGCCGCCCGGUACCACCGGCGCCGCUCUUCUGGGUCACGGGAUGAGCGGUACAGAUCAGAUGUUCACACGGAGGCGGUCCAGGCCGCCCUGGCCAAACACAAGGAGCGGAAGAUGGCGGUUCCCAUGCCCUCUAAGCGUCGCUCCCUGGUGGUGCAGACCUCCAUGGACGCCUACACCCCCCCAGACACGUCGUCGGGGUCGGAGGGGGAGGGCCAGGGGGAGGGCACCCCCACCUCCAGCCAGGGCAGCGUGAGCAUGGAGCACUGGAUGAGCCGGGCCAUGCACGGCUCCACCACCUCCUCCACCACCUCCUCCUCCUCCACCCACAGCGGGGGCAGCGGUGCCGCCAGCCGCCUGGCCGACGUCAUGGCACACACCCACAUCGGGCCCAUCGCCCACCUCUCUCUGAGGAGGAAGGCUGGUCCCAGUGCUGUGGAGAACGGAAACUCCUUCCGUCGCUCCUGCGAAUUCGGAUCGGAGCUCGCCUGGCCGACGCCUCUGGAGUCUGAGGAGAACCACUCGGCCCCCCCGGACGUCACCACCUACACCUCCGAGUUCCCCCAGCCGGUGGAGAGACCACAGGUGUCCACCGUCCCCAGGACCACGCCCAAAUACGGCAACGCCGAGCUCAUGGAGACUGGAGAUGGUGUCCCGGUCAGCAGUCGUGUUUCAGCUAAGAUCCAGCAGCUGGUGAAUACAUUGAAGCAGCCCAAGCGGCCGCCUUUGAGAGAGUUCUUCGUUGACGAUUUUGAGGAACUUCUGGAAGUCCAGCAGCCGGAUCCGAACCAGCCACGGCCCGAGGGGGCCCAGAUGCUGGCGAUGCGGGGGGAGCAGCUGGGCGUGGUCACUAACUGGCCCCCCUCCCUGGAGGCUGCACUGCAACGCUGGGGCACCAUAUCUCCCAAAGCCCCCUGCCUGACCACCAUGGACACCAACGGCAAGCCGCUCUACAUCCUGACCUACGGAAAGCUGUGGAGUCGAUGUAUGAAGGUGGCCUAUAACAUCCUCCACAAGCUGGGGACGAAGCAGGAGCCUGUGGUUCGACCGGGAGACCGGGUGGCGCUGGUGUUCCCCAAUAACGACCCCGCCGCCUUCAUGGUGGCCUUCUAUGGCUGCCUGCUGGCGGAGGUCGUCCCCGUGCCCAUCGAAGUGCCGCUGACCCGGAAGGACGCAGGGAGUCAGCAGAUCGGCUUUCUGCUGGGAAGCUGUGGAGUCACGGUCGCCUUGACCAGCGACGCCUGCCACAAAGGUCUGCCCAAGAGCCCCACGGGAGAGAUCCCCCAGUUCAAAGGAUGGCCGAAGCUGCUCUGGUUCGUCACAGAAUCAAAGCACCUGUCCAAGACUCCUCGAGACUGGUUCCCUCACAUCAAGGAUGCCAAUAAUGACACUGCCUAUAUCGAGUAUAAGACGUGUAAGGACGGGAGUGUGCUGGGAGUGACGGUGACGCGCACCGCCCUGCUGACGCACUGCCAGGCCCUGACGCAGUCCUGUGGCUACACUGAAGCUGAGACCAUUGUGAAUGUAUUAGACUUUAAGAAGGAUGUGGGCCUAUGGCACGGCAUUCUCACGAGUGUCAUGAACAUGAUGCAUGUAAUCAGCAUCCCGUACUCGCUGAUGAAGGUCAACCCCCUGUCCUGGAUCCAGAAAGUCUGCCAGUACAAAGCGAAAGUGGCAUGUGUGAAGUCCCGGGACAUGCACUGGGCCUUGGUGGCCCAUCGGGACCAGAGGGACAUCAACCUCAGCUCCCUGCGUAUGCUGGUGGUGGCCGACGGAUCCAACCCCUGGUCCAUCUCCUCGUGUGACGCCUUCCUCAACGUAUUCCAGAGUAAAGGCCUGAGACCUGAGGUCAUCUGCCCGUGUGCCGGCUCUCCCGAGGCGCUGACCGUGGCCAUCAGGAGGCCCACGGAUGACAGUAACCAGCCGCCGGGCCGGGGGGCCCUGUCCAUGCAGGGCCUGAGCCACGGUGUGAUCCGGGUGGACUCCGAGGAGAGGCUGUCCGUGCUGACGGUGCAGGACGUGGGGACCGUGAUGCCUGGAGCGUUGAUGUGCGUGGUGAAGCCGGAGGGCGUUCCGCUGCUGUGCAGGACCGAUGAGAUCGGGGAGCUCUGCGUCUGCUCCGUCGCCACGGGAACAUCCUAUUACGGCCUGACGGGGAUGACCAAGAACACAUUUGAGGUGUUCCCCAUGAGCAGCUCUGGCGCCCCCAUCAGUGAGUACCCCUUCACCAGGACGGGGCUGCUGGGGUUUGUGGGGCCCGGGGGCCUGGUUUUCAUCGCUGGGAAGAUGGACGGGCUGAUGGUGGUGGGCGGGCGGAGACACAACGCCGACGACAUCGUGGCCACGGCGCUGGCGGUGGAGCCCAUGAAGUUUGUGUACAGAGGAAGGAUCGCAGUGUUCUCCAUCACGGUGCUGCACGACGAGCGGAUCGUGGUGGUGGCGGAGCAGCGGCCAGACUCCACCGAGGAGGACAGCUUCCAGUGGAUGAGCCGAGUGCUGCAGGCUAUAGACAGCAUCCACGGGGUGGGCGUGUUUUGCCUGGCCCUGGUCCCCGCCAACACCCUCCCCAAAACCCCGCUGGGGGGGAUCCACCUGUCGGAGACCAAGCAGCUGUUCCUGGAGGGCUCCCUGCACCCCUGCAACGUGCUCAUGUGUCCCCACACCUGCGUCACCAACCUGCCCAAACCCCGACAGAAGCAGCCAGAGAUCGGGCCUGCCUCUGUGAUGGUGGGGAACCUGGUUUCGGGGAAGAGGAUCGCCCAGGCCAGCGGCAGGGACCUGGGGCAGAUCGAGGACAAUGACCAGGCAAGAAUGUUCCUCUUCCUGUCGGAGGUCCUGCAGUGGAGAUCCCAGACCACGCCUGACCACGUCCUCUUUACUCUUCUCAGCUCACGGGGGACGAUAGCGAGCUCGCUCACCUGCCUCCAGCUGCACAAGCGGGCGGAGAAGAUCGCGGCCAUGCUGGCGGAGCGGGGCCACCUGCAGGACGGGGACCACGUCGCCCUCGUCUACCCGCCGGGGGUGGACCUAAUCGCUGCAUUUUACGGUUGCCUCUACGCUGGGUGUGUGCCCAUCACAGUCCGGCCCCCGCACCCGCAGAACAUCGCCACCACCCUGCCCACGGUCAAGAUGAUUGUGGAGGUGAGCCGCUCGGCCUGUGUGAUGACUACGCAGGUGAUCUGUAAGCUGCUGAGGUCGAAGGAAGCGCUGGCCGCCGUGGACGUCAGGACCUGGCCUCCGGUCCUGGACACAGAUGAUCUGCCAAAGAAGAGGCCGGCCCAGCUCUACAAGCCGUCCAACCCCGACACACUGGCCUACCUGGACUUCAGUGUGUCCACCACCGGCAUGCUCGCUGGAGUCAAGAUGUCUCACACAGCCACCAGUGCCUUCUGCCGUUCAAUCAAGCUGCAGUGUGAGCUGUACCCCUCCCGCGAGGUGGCCAUCUGCCUGGACCCCUACUGCGGCCUGGGAUUUGUCCUCUGGUGCCUGUGCAGUGUGUACUCAGGGCAUCAGUCGAUCCUGAUCCCGCCCUCAGAGCUGGAGGUGAACCCGGCCCUGUGGCUCCUGGCCGUCAGUCAGUACAGGGUGCGGGACACCUUCUGCUCCUACUCCGUCAUGGAGCUGUGCACCAAGGGCCUGGGACUGCAGACCGAAUCGCUCAAGGCCCGAGGCCUGGACCUGUCCCGGGUGAGGACCUGCGUGGUGGUGGCGGAGGAGAGGCCCAGGAUAGCUCUCACCCAGUCCUUCGCCAAGCUCUUCAAGGAUCUGGGGCUCCACCCGCGGGCCGUCAGCACCUCCUUCGGCUGCCGGGUCAACCUGGCCAUCUGCUUACAGCCUCACAGGCUGGGGAAACCUCCUGAACAGGGCACGUCGGGACCUGACCCAACCACUGUGUACGUGGACAUGAGUGCCCUGAGGCAUGACAGGGUUCGCCUGGUGGAGAGGGGAUCCCCGCACAGCUUGCCUCUGAUGGAAUCAGGAAAGAUCUUACCUGGAGUCAGAAUCAUCAUCGCCAACCCCGAGACCAAGGGUCCCCUGGGGGACUCGCACCUGGGAGAGAUCUGGGUCCACAGCGGGCAUAACGCCAGCGGCUACUUCACCAUCUAUGGCGACGAGUCGCUGCAGUCUGACCACUUCAGUUCACGGCUCAGCUUUGGGGACACGCAGACCGUCUGGGCCCGCACCGGCUACCUGGGGUUCCUCCGGAGGACUGAGCUUACGGAUGCCUGCGGAGAGCGGCACGAUGCCCUGUAUGUGGUGGGGGCGCUGGACGAGGCCAUGGAGCUGAGGGGCAUGAGGUACCACCCCAUCGACAUCGAGACGUCUGUGAUCCGCACCCACAAGAGCAUCACAGAAUGUGCCGUGUUCACCUGGACGAACCUGCUGGUGGUGGUGGUGGAGCUGGACGGCUCGGAGCAAGAGGCCCUGGAUCUGGUGCCGCUGGUGACCAACGUGGUUCUGGAGGAGCACUACCUGAUCGUGGGCGUGGUGGUGGUGGUGGACAUCGGGGUGAUCCCCAUCAACUCCCGCGGGGAGAAGCAGCGGAUGCACUUACGGGACGGCUUCCUGGCCGACCAGCUGGACCCCAUCUACGUGGCCUAUAACAUGUAGCCCCGCCCAAACAAACCCCGCCUCACUCCGCCCCACCCUGCCCCGCCUCACCCCCUCACAGCCCUUUCCAUGGACCACAUUGUACUGUAUGUAGAGCAAAUAACCUGUUGCGUCCGACACACCAUAACAUUCAGAAACAAAACAGAGAGGAAAAGGAAUGACAAGGAAGCUGAGAAAAAGG